AUGGCCACCAUCCAUAGUGAAGCCAGGGCAGGCACACUUACUUCUGCAAAACUAGCAGGGUACCUGCAACAGGGAGUUGACAUCAAUGAAAUAGAUGUAUCUGGAACCGGAUUCACGCCGCUUUCAGCUGCCGCCAAAGCCGGCCAUCAAACGGUUGUUGAACUGCUCCUCAACAAUGGCGCCUCUCCGUCUAAAAAAAGCUACGGAAUGACCCCUCUCUACAUAGCUGCCAACGCCAGAAAAAACCGCGCUGAGAUCGUGCGCCUUAUACUGAACCGUCACGUAAACGUGGACGAGACUGACCCCCAGUGCGACAAUGAGACUCCCCUCAUGGUUGCCAUCACACGGGCCAAGGACCCGGUGGUCGUCAACAUGCUGAUUGAUGCUGGAGCGUCGCUACAAGCACAGAAUGACAAAGGACAGACUGCCAAGUCGAUGGCUCAAAUGUCUGGCAACCCAGACAUACAGAGAGCAGCAUCGCCUGGUCAGCAGCAAGCAGGAACUGCUGAGCUUAUCAACCUGCUUGUGAACUUCGUGCUGUUCAUUCUGGCGUAUGUAAACAGUGGCAUUCUCAAGGAUGUCGCCAAAGGAGUUGUAUCCAACUUGUACCAAAUCGGAAACACUGCGCCCGAUCAGGAUCUUGCUAGGCAAAUAGGGGAGCCUACAACGGCCGAUGACUUUAAACGGGAAAUUGAUCAGUAUGUGAAGGAUAGCGAUCUGGGGCAGUUCUUUGCUCCCGGAAACGACUAUCUCAAUAAAGUGGCCGAGAAGGCCAUUGAGCUGAAAGAUGACCCAAGAAACCAUCUGAAGAAGCCCGAGCAGAUCAAAGGUCUUGUGAGACUCGCUCUUUACCAGCCAGUAUUUUAUUGCGAUGACAGCGGCUCUAUGGAAGCCGAUAUUCAGGACGGCAGUGGCAAUGUGAUUGGUACUCGCAUGGAUGGCAUGAGAAGCCUUGUCCAGCGCAUGGCCAGCAUCGCUACUCGGCUCGUUCCUGACGGUAAGGGUGCCCAUGUCCGUUUCAUCAACAGUAGUACAACCGGUCAAGACUUGAACGCCGACCAAAUCAAUCAAUUGCUCCAAUUCAACCCCAAUGGUGGAACCAAUAUUGGGACCAACUUGACAAACAAAAUCCUUGAGCCUAUGAUUUACGCUGAUCUGGACAAAUCUGGCGGUGCUCUUGAGCGGCCCUUCCUCGUCCUCACAAUCACAGACGGGGAGCCAAACCCGGAGCCCCAGGAUACGUUCAAGAAGGCUAUCGAGAACUGUGGAAGACGGCUUGAAGAGAAGCAGUACCCACAAGAAUGUGAGUCGUCUUUUACCACGGCGAGAGCCAUUAGGGAGAAGUCUGACAAUGAUGAUGUAGCCGCAAUGUUUCUUAUCAGCCAAGUCGGCAAUAGCCCCGAAGCAGAUGCUUUCCUAGACUCUCUCAGUGGUGAUCCGGCUAUCGACCGCGUUCUUUAUCGAACAUCCGGUAUGCUCCUCGGCGUUUCCUCUUGUCAAAAGACAAGGCGAUCUUCCUCUCAACGGCUGACAUUUUCAACAGAGCGCCUGAAUGAAAGAUUUGCAGAUCUAAGGGAUAAUGAGGAAGGUCUUGAAGAAUGGCUCUUCAACAUCCUUAUGCAGCCCAUCACAGGCUAA
This is a messenger RNA of Clonostachys solani, 1638 nucleotides long. The record is from the annotation of a GenBank genome assembly. NCBI's taxonomy places the organism in Eukaryota, Fungi, Ascomycota, Sordariomycetes, Hypocreales, Bionectriaceae.